Messenger RNA from Aricia agestis (brown argus), 617 nucleotides. RefSeq lists its product as uncharacterized. The record is from RefSeq and is a predicted model, not a curated record. NCBI's taxonomy places the organism in Eukaryota, Metazoa, Arthropoda, Insecta, Lepidoptera, Lycaenidae. The coding region runs from base 1 to 507 and encodes 168 amino acids. The transcript has 5 exons.
AUGUGCGACAUUUUGCCUGAAAUAUCUAAAUUCUGCAUGUGCCUGUCGUUAAGGCUUGGCAUGCUUAUUAUAGCUGUGUUAGCUAUUGUGACUGGAGCAAUAGGACUCAGCGUGAUGCAGCAGAGAUCUAACGUCAACUUAGACUUGGUGAAAAACGCUACGGAUGUGACAGCACAGAACGUGAUCAAGAAGGGCAGCACGCUGCUGACUUCCGUCAUCAGCUUCAUGAUGGUACUGUUCAUGAUAGCAGGUAUCUCGCUGCUCAUUGGCAACCUUUGGGACAACGACGGCGCGAUCCAGGGUUUCGUAGGCAUAAUGCUGCUGAAUCUUCUCCUGGGUUUUAUCUGUGUGGUGACGACGGCACUCCAGUGCAUCACCCAGGACCAGUGCCUCCUUAGCGACUUCGACUGGCUGUCGGGAGCGGUCAUCCUCAUAGCUAUCACGGGGAUACUGUUUUUGUGGGUGUACUUCACGUCGAUAGCGAGCAGCUACUUGGCCGGCGCUUAACGCGUUAAUUAGUGAUUUCACCGUUCCUGGUUCAGUAAAUAAAGUAAAAAAAUUGCUGCUGCUCGGAAUUAUGCUGAAUGGGAUUAAAAAUAAAGGUAUUUUGACCUCAA